AUGCGUGAAUUGUCAAUCUUUUUUAAACUAAGGAUGCAUUAUCCCUGGUUCAUUCUCUUCGUACUUCUUCUGGGUCACCUGGCCAAACCCAUUGGCAGCCAGUCCACCGAAUUCAUCAUCCUACAUGACAACGAUCAGCAUGCGAGGUUCGAGCAGACAAAUGUAAACAGUGAGCGCUGCUCCAAGGAAGAUGCAGAGAGGAACAUGUGUUACGGAGGAUUCGCCCGCUUGGCACAUGAAAUUGGCAAAUACCGCAGGAUGGCCGAAGAGGGAGGUCUUCCCGUGUUCUAUCUCAAUGCAGGUGACACCUACAGGGGCACAACCUAUUUCACCAUCUUCAAGGACAAGAUAGUCAGUGCCUUUCUCAACAAACUUCAGCCCGAUGCCAUGUCCCUCGGCAACCAUGAGUUCGAUAAACGCGUCGAGGGCCUGAUACCCUUCCUCAACGCGGCCAACUUUCCAGUUCUGGCUUGCAACCUGGACUUGACCGAGGUUCCCGAAAUUAAGGCCACUAAACGCUUUGCUCACUCUACCAUCCUGACAACCAAGGGCACAAGGAUAGGUGUCAUAGGUUACCUAACGCCGAAAACUAAGAAAAUUGUUCGCAAAAAUGACGUAGAGUUCUAUGAAGAAGUGGGGUCCAUCAAUGCCGAAGCCAAGUUACUUAGGGCUCAAGGCAUCAAGAUUAUCAUCGCAUUGGGCCACUCUGGCUAUGGAAAGGACCAGGAGAUAGCCUUGAAAUGUCCCGAAGUGGACAUUGUCGUCGGUGGCCAUUCGCACACCUUCCUCUAUAGUGGUGACCAACCGGAUGCAGAGCCCAUCAUUGGUCCCUAUCCCACGGUGAUUACGCAGAAGAGUGGCAAAAAGGUGCCUGUGGUGCAGGCCUAUGCCUUCACCAAAUACCUGGGACGACUUCAUGUCCAAUUUGAUGAUGCCGGCGAUUUGAUCACAUUUAAUGGAGCUCCCAUCCUGCUGAAUGCUGCAGUGCCUCAGAAUCAGGAGGUCCUUGAUCUGUUAGCGGUGUACCGACCGAAUGUGACGCUCCUGGAAGAGUCUAUAGUGGGACACACAAAGGUUCACUUGGAGGGCAGGCGGAAGGUCUGCUGGGCCAAGGAGUGCAAUAUGGGAAACUUGGUGGCCGAUUCCAUGGUCUUUAGCCGGAUGAUGGAGGAUCAGGGUGGUGAUUUCUGGACGGAUGCUGCCAUCUCUCUAAUGAAUUCUGGAGGCAUUCGCAGAUCCAUUCAGAAGCUCUCCGAUGGCGCCAUCACCGGAUUUGAUGUCCUCUCCGUGCUGCCUUGGGGAAAUGAACUCUUUGUGGUCAAUUUGAAGGGCAGCUCUAUCCGAAGGGCUCUCGAGCAUGCAGCUCACUUAAUGUCCAACGGCUUGGGCUGGGGCUUCCUUCAGAUGUCCGGCAUACAUGUGGUUUUCGAUGUCAAACAGCCCGAGGGUCACCGGGUAGUGUCUGUCAAGGUGCUAUGUGCCUUCUGCAUGGUGCCCAAGUACAGCGAUUUGGAAGAUGAAAAAGCUUACAAUGUGAUAGUGACAGACUAUCUGCUGGAAGGCGGAGAUGGUUACAAGUUAAACGACACUAACUAUGUGCCAGAAAAACUUGAGAGGAACGACAUGGAGGCAAUGUCCUUUUAUCUCAACCGACGUGAUAAUGUUAACCUGGGCGUAGAAGAUCGCAUUGUUUUCUUGGGGGCAAGUGGGCUGUUGGGAUCUACAUCUACAUCUACAGCUCUGAUCCUCUUCUCAGCCUUGCUGGUGGGAGGGUUUAGCUAGGGUUUGAUCAGGGAUUUUACCACUA
This is a messenger RNA of Drosophila kikkawai, 1807 nucleotides long. Its product is annotated as protein 5NUC-like. Gene Ontology annotation, biological process: AMP catabolic process. Gene Ontology annotation, cellular component: plasma membrane. The record is from RefSeq and is a predicted model, not a curated record. Gene Ontology annotation, molecular function: 5'-nucleotidase activity; nucleotide binding; metal ion binding. Lineage: Eukaryota; Metazoa; Arthropoda; Insecta; Diptera; Drosophilidae.